This is a messenger RNA of Lytechinus variegatus (green sea urchin), 1158 nucleotides long. RefSeq names its product probable G-protein coupled receptor No9. Gene Ontology annotation, cellular component: membrane. The transcript has a single exon. The record is from RefSeq and is a predicted model, not a curated record. NCBI's taxonomy places the organism in Eukaryota, Metazoa, Echinodermata, Echinoidea, Temnopleuroida, Toxopneustidae. Bases 1 to 1158 code for a protein of 385 amino acids. Gene Ontology annotation, molecular function: neuropeptide receptor activity. Gene Ontology annotation, biological process: neuropeptide signaling pathway.
AUGCCAGGCAACGCCGCCAUCAUUCGCGCUUAUACCUGGAAGAAACGUAAAACGAGCACGGACAUCCUCAUAACUGGUCAAGCGGGAGUCGACUUGGUCGCCAGCACAUCCAUACCUGUAUGCAUUUUUCUGCUGAGACUUCUAGAGUUCAAUGCCGAUCUCAUGUGUCGGAUAGUAGCUCUCGGUUUGUUCUUGGGAGAAGUUUACGCUCUUGCUUCGAUCUUGCUAACUUUGGCAAUCAGUGUCGACCGCUACUUGGCUGUCUGUCGUCCAUUACGUCGUCGGAUCACGGCACGAGCGUCGGGUUUCAUGGUAGCGGUAUGUAUUCUAGUAGCCAUCGUCACGAACAUCCCAUUCGUCACCUUCAGUGUAGUCCCAGACAUAAGUUCUGACGGAAGCAUCAAGUGCGAAUCAUCGGCACCGAAUAAACUGACUCUUUCGUUCCUUGUUGUGUACCUGGGCCUGUUUUUCUUAUCUUUUUCAACAAUUUCUGUAAUGUACGGCCUCGUGUACAACUCUUUGCGGAAGAGGUCUAAGAUUCACGCCGACCUGAUCAACAAUGGACAUGGUCUUCCUACGGUCAGUCAAGAUGUAGGUAUUGGUACAACUUCGACAGGAAGUGAGACGGUAGCACCGGGCAUUUACGCUGAUAUCCUGGGACAAGAAACCAUACUGAAAGAUGCAAACACUAGAGACAACGCCAAUGUCUUUGAUAGAAACGAUCAUUCUCUGACAAGUCCGGUAACUUCGUUUCCGAAAAUAGCCGACGAGGGCCUCGAUGAUGGUGAUAGCCUUUCUUUGAAUGCACGAGACUCUCACCUUCUAUCUUCCCAACCUCUAGGUUUGUCUUUACAGCUAUCUAUUCCUGUUGCUGCUCCACCAAAGUUGAUCAAGAACAAACACUAUUCUGAUCAUGGACGGAAAACUACUCGCAUGCUUCUCAUCAUAACAGCUUUCUUCUUCGUAACGUGGACCCCUAAACUUAUUAUCCCUCCCUUACCAAUAUUGUUUAAGUGUCGAGCCCCGAUCGUCAUCAACAUUCUGCUAGAUCUCGUGCUUCUCAACCACAUCGUUAACUUCUUUGUGUAUUAUAUUGUCAACAAUAGCUUCAGAAAUGAUGUUAAGGAAUCUUUUAAAUUUUGCAGAUUUGCUAAAUAA